UUGCAUAUGAGCAGUAUAAAUAGUGUAUACGUGUGUUUUAGACUUAGAGGACACAGCAAAGAGACACAAUCACGUUGGCCAGGAUCUCGCUCAUUCCGACGUGAACACCGUAUCGUCAAAAUUCUUUAUAAACACAAUUCACAUUUUGUCUGCAAAGCCAAAGAUGGUGAAACUAUUUACCAUCGAGGAUGGAAGGACUUGGAACUCUCACAAGACAUUUUUGGACAGACUUGCUCGAAAGGUUCCGCUGACUGAAGUGAAGAGUAUGGAGGAGUGUGAUGUCAUUCUGGAAUUUUACCCUGUUUCAUCCCGGCCUGGACAUGACAUUGAUGCAGCACUGAAGGAAAUCCCAGCUAAUCAGCCUGCCAUUCUGGUGAUGAUGCACCACACGGCUGACCCAAAUCGUGUUGUGUACGACAGCAGCAGAUAUAUGAGCCAAAGUGAUGUGAUCACAGUAGACUGUCUAUUCUACGAAGGCAAAGGCUUAUUCACAUGUCCAACCAAUGAGGAAGCUGUGGAAAAAACACUGAGGCACCUAAAGAAAUAUUCAAAGGAAACACCUCCUCCUGUACAGGAGCUGCCUAAAAAAACACCUCCUCCUGUACAGGAGCUGCCUAAUGAACCUCCCAACAAAUUGACUACAGCGGUAAGUAAAGCAGAUGUGUAUAUUCAUGAAGUUUAUCUUUUGUUUGUGGUGUGCUGUUAGAGAUGUAUCUCUAAAUGUCCCCAGCUAGCAGGGAAUGUUCUGAGAACAUUCAGUAAUGCUAUCUUUAUGUUCUAAGAAUGUUCCACUGGAACGCUACAAAAAUAACGUUCCUGAAUCAUUGUAGAUGCAUGUGAUUUAAGAAUGUUUUAUUUCAUAUAUUUAGAAUGUUGCUCACAUAACGUUACAAAAAUGACUGGAACCGCGAUUUAAGAACGUUUUGCUUCGCAACGUUUUCAGAACAUUGAACAGAAUGUUCCCCGGUUGCCCAAAAAAUAAGUUCAGGUAACUUACAAUAAGGUAACUUAUAAUGUCACUGCACCAUUGUGAGAAUGGUUUUCAUUCUGCUGAUGGUUUUAUCCAAAGUGAUUUACAGUUGAUUAGACUAAGCAGGGGACAAACCCCCCUGGAGCAAUGUUGGGUUAAGGGCUAUGCUCAGUCUUUUUAGUCCUAUCUUGACUACACCGGGGAUAUAACUGCGGGGCCCAGUCAUGCACCUUAACCCUAGGCUACAGGCUGCCAAACAUGUGUUUGAUGCUUGUAAGUCUCUAAAAGGUGCAGGUUCACAUUUCCCCUGCAACAAGGAAGCAGUGGGCUGAGGCAGGGCCUGUCCCGAUAGGAUGACUGCAGGUGCGUCAGUAUUGAUCUGUUAACUGCAGUAAGACAGAAUUUUGAGAAUGGUGUCAGUCUUCGGUCUGCCCCACUGUGACGCAAUGCAGGGAUCCUCAAAUAACGGUCAGCGAGAACUUUCCGCCCUCCCUUUACCUGGGAGUCAGGUGUGAAGACAGUCUGGCCAAUCAGCAGCACUAAUAAUUCAGUUAAUUUUGUAUGAGAAAAGAAGACCAGGGCUGGAUGUUGAUUGAAGAUUUACGGGUCAGAUUUUGAAGGUACCACAGCAGAAGGUGAGAAGGAAUUUGGGCAGCCUGUAGCGUAGUGGUUAAGGCACCUGACUGCGACCUGCAAGGUCGGUGGUUUGAUCGAAGGCGUAGCCACAAUAAGAUCUGCACCGCUGUUGGGGAGGAUUGUCUCCUGCUUAGUCUAAUAAACUGUAUGUCACUCUGGAUAAGAGCAUCUGCCAAAUGCUAUUAAUGUAAUUUGCUGUCCCAACUGGCCACGCGGAACACUUUGAUUUCAAAUUUGUGCAGAAUUGUCUGUUUUUUUCAUUCGCAGGAAGUUCCUCUUCCGGGGCCAAAAG
Conger conger (European conger) is the source of this 1898-nucleotide messenger RNA. RefSeq lists its product as uncharacterized. The transcript has 6 exons. The record is from RefSeq and is a predicted model, not a curated record. Bases 164 to 706 code for a protein of 180 amino acids. Lineage: Eukaryota; Metazoa; Chordata; Actinopteri; Anguilliformes; Congridae.